Messenger RNA from Myotis myotis, 1937 nucleotides. It is a transcript of the gene IL27, whose product is annotated as interleukin 27. Gene Ontology annotation, biological process: regulation of T cell proliferation; regulation of T-helper 1 cell differentiation. Gene Ontology annotation, molecular function: interleukin-27 receptor binding. Bases 945 to 1649 code for a protein of 234 amino acids. The transcript is spliced from 5 exons. NCBI's taxonomy places the organism in Eukaryota, Metazoa, Chordata, Mammalia, Chiroptera, Vespertilionidae. The record is from RefSeq and is a predicted model, not a curated record.
GAAUCUGGCUGAGGCCUGGUCCUGACCUCACACAACCCAACCUGGCCACAGGCUGGGCCCUAACCUGCUCAUCAACUGAGCUCUUAUCCCAGCCCUCACCCGAGUCACAAGCUGUCAGAAUCUUGACCACAGACCGAGCUCUGUACCCACUCUGGACUGAGCCCAACCCUAGUUCAUCCCACAUAGAGCCCCCAGGCCAUUAAUAGCUCUGACCCCAAACACAGAGCCAGGAUGCUAGCCCCAGACAAAGCUCUGAGCCCAACCCUAGACCAUGUUCUGAUCCCAAUUAUAGAGUGAGUUCUAAUUCAAGAUCUGACUCUGGCGAAAGACUGAGUACUUGGCCCUGAAUUAAACUUCUCAUCCAGCCCUGACCUAGGCUGUAGACUGAGCCCUGACUCUGCUCAGACUGAGACCUCUCUGCCCCACACAAAGCCCCAUCCCAGCCACCCAAUGAGCCCCAACUUCCCUUGUAUUCCCUUCCUCAGCCAUCUGGUAAACCAGAAGAGAGUAAGACCCUAAGUCCCCUCUGAUGGACAGUCAUCUUACCUGGCCAUUCAUCUUUUGAAGGAUAGUAGGGUGGUGAUGGCACUAGAACGAUGACGACAGAGCAGAGAAACAGGAGGGGAUUCAAGUCUCUGGGACCUACCAGCAAAUAGAACAGGUGGCUCACCUGAGAGUGGGGAAGUGAGGGGAAGACUGGACCUGGAGCUCAGCAGGGUCAUCAGCUUGGAUUGACAGAACCCCAGCUUCCCACCAUCCCCCACCACACCCCCUCUGGGAAGGGAAAUUACAUUUCCCCAUUUAGCAAGGGGCGGUGAGGAGGGAAGACUGAGUUAAAGCAAAGCUGAAAGUACAAGCAGCACGGAAAGUGAAACUGGGCACAGCCCCCAGUAUAAGACUCCCCCGGCCCGGGAGAUGGCUGGCCAAAGAGGCUGGGCCCUGCCAUGGGCCAGAAGGCAGGCGACCUUGGCUGGCGGCUUGGCCUUUUGCUGCUCUCCUUGCUCCUGGCUCGAGCUGGUGUCUGGGGAUUUCCAAGGCCCCCAGGGAGACUCCCCCUGAGCCUAGAGGAGGAGUUCAAGGUCAGCCUGCAUCUUGCCAGGAAGCUACUGUCCGAGGUUCAGGCCCAGGCCCACCGCUUUGCUGAAGCUCACCUGCCAGGAGUGAACCUGGACCUCCUGCCCCUGGGACAGCAGCUCCCCAAUGUUUCCCUGACCUUCCAGGCCUGGUGCAGCCUCUCUGGAUCAGAGCGACUGUCCUUCCUCUCCAUGACACUGCACCCCUUUCAAGCCCUAUUGGGAGGGCUGGGGACCCAGGGAAGCUGGACCAGCUCAGAGAAGCUAAAGCUGUGGGCCAUGAGGCUGGAUCUCCGAGAUUUGCAGCGGCAUCUUCGCUUCCAGGUGCUGGCUGCAGGAUUCAGCCUCCCCGAGGAGGAGAACGAGGAGGGGAAGGGGCUGCCCCCAGGGGCCCUGGACGGCCCCUCACAGACGUCAGCCCGGAUGUCCUGGCCCCAGCUCCUCUAUGCCUACCAGUUGCUGCACUCCUUGGAGCUGGUCUUGUCGCGGGCCGUGCGGGACUUGCUGCUGCUCUCCCAAGCUAAGAACCCAGGCCAGGCCUUGGGGUGCCCAACACUGGCCGGCUCCCAGCCCUGAUGGAGUGGUUUCUCAGACCCUUCCCUCGCCGGUUAGGAUUUCACAACGAGUCUGGGCCAACAGGACAGCCACCAGCUCCCUGCCUUAGACAAGGCAGGACUCCACUGCCCUCCCUCCCCAAACCCUCCCCAAUAACUUAAGGCCCCUCCAGUCCUGACUGGAUAUUUAUUUCAUGGAUAUUUAUUUAUUGUUCAGGGAAAUGAUGGGAUAUUUAUUGUUUUGGGACCUGCUGGCUGUCCUCGGCGAGGCCGCCAUUCUGGGUGCCUAAUAAAGCACUCUCGCCCUCUC